GCUGGGGGGGCGGGGCCCGGUCUGCUGCCCCUUUGCCCGGCCGGGAGGGGCGAUGGUCUGAGCGCAUGCGGGGCUCUGUGCUCUCCUGCUGCAGCCGCCUGCUCGCCGCCCUUCGUCCGUGAUGGCUGAGCGGCAGCCGCUGCGCUGGGCAAUGCGGCUCCUUCCAGCUGUCGUUGUGGGGCUGCUGCUGGCAGGUCCCUCCUCAGCUGCAACAGGGGAUGCCCCGCCUGGCAAAAUAGCCAUAGUGGGUGCUGGGAUAGGUGGUUCGGCAGUGGCCUACUUCCUGCAGCAGCACUUUGGGCCACAGGUGCAGCUGGAUGUGUAUGAGAAGGGAAGCGAGGGGGGCCGGCUGGCCACCAUCACCGUCAACAAGCAGCAGUAUGAGUGUGGCGGCGCGUCUAUCCACUCGCUCAGCCUGCACAUGCAGGACUUCGUCAAACUGCUGGGCCUGAAGCCCCGAAGAGAGGUAGCAGGGAAGAGUGCCAUCUUCAGUGGGGAGGAGCUAGUUCAGGAAGAGUGCCAUCUUCAGUGGGGAGGAGCUAGCCUCUUCCGGCUCUGGUGGCACUACGGCAUCAGCUUCCUGCGCCUGCAGAUGUGGGUGGAGGAGGUGAUGGAGAAAUUCAUGAGGAUCUACAAGUACCAGGCACACGGCUAUGCCUUCUCCAGCCUGGAGGAGCUCCUGCGCUCGCUGGGCAGUGAGACCUUCGUCAACAUGACGCAGCGCUCUGUGGCCGAGUCCCUGCUGGAGGUGGGCGUCACACAGCGCUUCAUCGAUGACGUCAUUGCAGCCGUCCUGCGCUCCAGCUAUGGCCAGUCAGUGCUCAUGCCUGCCUUCGCAGGGGCCAUGUCACUGGCAGGGGCUCAGGGCAACACGUGGGCUGUGGAAGGCGGCAACAAGCUGGUGUGUUCGGGUUUGCUAAAGCUGACAAAAGCCAACGUUGUCCAGGCCAGGGUGACAGGCGUCUCUCUGCAGAGCUCAAACGGCAAAGCCCUGUACCAGGUGCGCUAUGAGGAUGACGAGGACCAAGGCUCAGCCUUCUACGACAUGGUGGUCAUUGCUACGCCGCUGCAUUUCGACAGGAGCAACAUCACCUUUGAGAACUUUGACCCGCCCAUCACUGACUUCCCAGGCUCCUUCCACCCCACCAUCAGCUCUGUUGUCCAUGGCUACCUCAACUCCUCUUACUUUGGCUUCCCUGACCCCAAACUCUUCCCCUUUGCCAGCAUCCUCACCACUGAUUCCCCUGACCUCUUCUUCAACGCCCUGGACAACAUUUGCCCCGUCAACAUCUCAGGCACCUUCCGGCGCAAGCAACCCCAGGAGGCUGCUGUCUGGCGCGUCCUUUCCCAGCAGCCCCUGGACAAGCAACAGCUGAAGACCCUCUUCCGCUCCUACUAUUCAGUCCAGGUGAUGGAGUGGGAGGCUUACCCCCACUACGACUCCUCCAAGAGCCUCCCACCCAUCAUCCUCCAUGACAACCUCUUCUACCUCAAUGGUGUGGAAUGGGUGGCCAGUUCCAUGGAAAUGGUUGCCAUGGCAGCCAAGAAUGUGGCACUCUUGGCAUACAACCGGUGGUACCAGGACUUGGAGAAGAUUGACCAGAAGGACUUGAUGCACAAAGUGAAGACUGAAUUGUGACACCGGGGGAUUGUGGGGGUUUUGGCCAGGAGCUGCUUCAUUUACUAGCCUGCUGAGGGUUUAUUGUUGGGGGAGAGAGGACUUCAUUUCUGGCUGAGAGGAGGGCAGGGUCUGUCCAAUGAGCUCCUUCUGUGUUGCCCUCAGUAAUGCCAUCCCUGCACCGCACUGCGGAAUGUCUGGGAGCUAAUGCCAGGUACCUGCUACAGACACCACUACCCAGGCUUCUUCCCUACCCAGGGGAAGGAGAAGAGGAGGGAACCUAAGCUCAUUCCUAGAGAACUACUAGCCAGGAUCCAUUUCAAAUCUUAGGGUGGGGCUGUGCAUCAUUAUGGUCAGCGCAAAGGGUGGGAGUGUAAAUCUAUUCUCUGAUCACUUGCCUACUGGGCCUGAGCAUGAGACUUUCAAAGGGUAAGAUCUGGUGAUGUCAAGAGCAGAUAUGGGGCCAAAAAAUGUGGCCACAUCCCCUGGGCACAGAUCCAUAGGUGGAUAUGGACUUUUUAGUGUGACCCACCUGGAAAGACCCAGCCUUCCCUAUGCAGGACUCCCCUUGCUGGCAGUGUGGUCAGAUUCCCUACUCUAGCUGCUGGGGUUGUCAUCAGUCCUUGUGAGGCCAGUGCUGGAGCCAGCAUUCGGGUCUCAGCAUGCAUGUGGUUCUCCAACUGUGCCCAUGUUGGUGCUGUGAAUCCAUAUGACUAAUGGGACCCUCUGUGCUUCUCACCCUGAGCUGCUCUCUUGCUUUAAGUUCCCAUCUAAAUACUGUCAGGCACGGGAGGGGCCAAGCAGGGAAGCUGCCAUGUAGAAGGACUGAGGCUGUAGCAGCAAGACCUGUUCAUCUCCCUCUCUACAUACAUAACAUAGAACCCUUUCCCAGCACUAACCCUGACUCCUUGGGGUCCUGUGCAUGGCCUCUCCAAGCCCCUGCCUUGCAGACAGAUCCAAUGCACAGUUGGGAGGAGCUGGCAGCUCAGGUUCCCUGGGUAGAGGGAGGGAUACUCAGUCUGAGAUGGGUUUUCAGUCUUUCUUGAACCAUGCUGCAUGAAUCAUGCUCUGUGAACCAUAAAGAACUAACACCAUGGAGCCAGCCCUUUCCCAUAUGGGACUGUCCAAUGUAAUCUAGAGACAGCUGGGGUCAUUAAUACAUUGAUGCCAAUAAAGGGGAUUCUACUUGAAAUAAA
Pelodiscus sinensis (Chinese soft-shelled turtle) is the source of this 2814-nucleotide messenger RNA. Lineage: Eukaryota; Metazoa; Chordata; Testudines; Trionychidae. The record is from RefSeq and is a predicted model, not a curated record.